AUGGAGGAGAAGCAGGGGGAGAAACAAGACCUGCCGGCCAACGGUCAUGCGAAGGCGAAGGCGAAUGCCGCGCUGGAAAGGAUUGAAGCAGAACUAGUUGAACAGGAAAACAUCUUCCUUUUCAUUCCGAAUAUCAUCGGCUACACGCGAAUCGUCCUGGCGAUCGCUUCCCUCUACUAUAUGCCCCUACACCCGCGAACAUGCUCGGGCCUCUACAGCUUUUCCUGUAUUCUGGACGCCGCCGACGGGCUGGCGGCGCGGCGGUAUAAUCAGUCCACCACGUUCGGUGCGGUGCUGGACAUGGUCACCGACCGGUGCACCACCUCUUGUCUGCUGGUUUUCCUGGCCUCGGCGUUCCCAAGAUGGUCCAUCGUCUUCCAAGGCUUGAUCAGUUUGGACCUUGCCAGCCACUACAUCCACAUGUACGCAAGCUUGACCAUGGGAUCGAGCAGGCAGAGUCACAAGAAGGUGGAAGCGAGCAGGAGCUAUAUCCUCCACCUUUACUAUACGAACAGGACUGUCCUGUUUUUGUUUUGCGCCCUCAACGAACUUUUCUUCAUCGCGCUCUACCUGCUCUCCUUCUCCUCGCCUCUUCUGUCUCCUUCGUUGCUACUUACACCCCAGAGCGCCCCAAUAUCCGCUCAGCCUGGCUCCCCGGCGCACCCGAAACCGAGCACCCUGUUUGCAAAUCCCUGGAGCGCUGGAGCGCUGGAGAUGGCCCGCGCCAACAAGAUGGACAGUACAAUACCGUGGAUUUUGGCCGGCGUCAGCUUCCCCGUCAUGUUCGGCAAGCAGAUCAUCAAUGUGAUCCAGCUGGUGAAGGCGAGCAAAUGGUUGGGAGAGGGAGACAUUGCCGCGAGAAGAAAAGCCGGGAUCGUGGCGGGCAAGAAGAGGGCGUGA
Capronia coronata CBS 617.96 is the source of this 900-nucleotide messenger RNA. RefSeq names its product CDP-diacylglycerol-inositol 3-phosphatidyltransferase. The transcript has 3 exons. Gene Ontology annotation, cellular component: Golgi apparatus; membrane. Bases 1 to 900 code for a protein of 299 amino acids. Lineage: Eukaryota; Fungi; Ascomycota; Eurotiomycetes; Chaetothyriales; Herpotrichiellaceae. Gene Ontology annotation, biological process: phosphatidylinositol biosynthetic process. Gene Ontology annotation, molecular function: CDP-diacylglycerol-inositol 3-phosphatidyltransferase activity. The record is from RefSeq and is a predicted model, not a curated record.